AUGUCAAAUGAAACAGCGUCUAUGAGAGAAAUACAACACCGACAACUCAUUAUGCAAGCUCUAAAUAAGAACACAACAAACUUUUCAAACUAUUCUAAGAUAUCUGAGUCAUUGAAAGAAGGAAACUUAAAACUGACGAUAAACCCAAUGACAGAUGAGUUUCUGUUUCAAGACAGUAAGAACCAUACUGUUUGUAUAAAUCCAACAAAAAGAACUUUAAACGAGAAACCUAUAGAUGAACUUCUUUUGAAGGCAGAUAUUGACAACAAAGCUGACAAAGAGUAUGUCAUUGAAAAAGUUCAAGAAGAACAUGACAGAGCAGAUGCAACAUAUGCAACGAAAGAACAUACUCAUCCUGAACUAGCAGACAAAACAUAUGUUGACAAUAAAAUGUCAAGUGAAGUGACAAGAGCUGACAAAGAAUAUUCUAAAAAGACUCAUACACAUACCAUUGCAAAUAUUACAAACUUACAAGAAACCUUAAACAGGAAAAGUGACGUUGGACAUACACAUAGCUUCUUCGCAACUGUUGGUAUAGAAAAUAUUGAAGGAACGGUUGAAGAAACUGGUGGGGAUGCAAUAUAUUGGAAACCUCCUAACUUUCCACAAGGUUUAACAUCGGAAGAAGACAUAACAACGAUGAGAUACAUUAGAUGUAGAGAUGUUUAUGUCAUGGAGGAUGAAAAUAAAGUUAAAUUCACUGCUCAAGAUUUAUAUGACAAGAAAGCAGACAAAACAGAGCUUCAAACAUUAAAGACAGAAAUACUUCAAACCAUUUACCCAGUUGGUUCUAUUUAUACGUCAAUGAACUCUACCAGACCAGAAGUAGUACUUGGUUUUGGAACUUGGACUCAAAUACUCGAAAGUUUUUUGUAUUGUGCACACACUCCAAAGAAAACAGGUGGAAGUAAAACGAUAUCUGUCGACAACUUGCCACCACAUAGUCAUUCUGGUACAACAAACUUUUCUGGCGACCAUAGCCACUCAUUAAGAGACCACCCAUUAUACAACUCAGAGUAUGAAGCUGGCUAUGACGUUUUAUCUCCAGAUUAUAACCAUUCAGCAAAAAAGACUUUUCGACAAACUGAACCAGGAGGAAACCACCAACAUACUUUUACAACAACAUCUACAGGACUAGGUAAAAAAUACAUGCCACCUUACAUGACAGUUUGUGCAUGGUAUAGAAAUGCUUAG
Trichomonas vaginalis G3 is the source of this 1194-nucleotide messenger RNA. RefSeq names its product phage tail repeat-like family. The transcript has a single exon. The record is from RefSeq and is a predicted model, not a curated record. The coding region runs from base 1 to 1194 and encodes 397 amino acids. NCBI's taxonomy places the organism in Eukaryota, Parabasalia, Trichomonadida, Trichomonadidae.